AUGAAGUGUGUUUGACUGCCAUGCAUGACAGUGGGAGGACACUUUGUGAGACUUUGCAAGUAGACAACACUUUUUAGCUCCACCCCAAAGGCAAGCUCCUCCUCAGACACAUCUGUCACGGACUGAACAAACCCUGCCUUCUCUCUGUAAUGUCAUUUUUAUUUGCUACCUGUGUUACUUUCUCUCCACCCCCAGCUGAGCUCACAGAAGCCCUGAACUUUGGAUGCAAUGAUUUCUGAACUCUCUGCACACAGAAUUCCUGUAUGAUUACAGCCUGACUAAGAAGUUUGGCACAUAUUCCCUGUCGACAGGACAACGUCAACAUCCUUCUCAAGCUUUGUGCCUGGAUUAAAAGAAGUUCUGCUUAUUUACCCCGGGGACCUGCAGGAUAUAAACACAAGUACUGCUAUCAAGAAUCAGAAGACCAGCGGCAGGCUUAAAAAUGCACUUGAAGAUUGCACUUCUCCACAGGGCAGUGUAAGAGACAGAGGCAUUGGACACAGCUAGUACUUAAAAAGACAGGAGGUCUUCUUACUACAGCCUGCAAAAAGAAGAGAGGACUGUGGCCUGCCUGAACUUACCUCACUUCUGGACUCACAGAAUAUCUCUAUAAAACACAAAGAUUUAAAAACAGCACCCAGGGCUGUCUCAGCUACCCUGAAACUGAGCUGAUAUUCAUGAUGUCAGAAAGUAAGGAGUAUCGCCGCUCACUGGUGGUCACUCCCAAGACCAACGCUCAGUUCAACCAGUUUCUGCCAAGCAAAGACAAGCAGUUGAGCUACGUUCCAGCUCCACUACGCAAGAAGCGCACUAACAAUCAAAAUGAAGACAACAGACGCAGCUGGGCUAGUCCCAUGUUUACAGAGGACGAUGGAUCUUUCUCUAGGAUAGGCUCAGGCUCGUCCUCCAUCAAUGAACUAGCCAAACAAAAUUCUACACAAGCUGCUUGGCUGUUUGAGUAUGAGAGCAGUGAUUCAGAGGUGGACCGUCCAGACCCUGACCCGUUUCUCGAUGAUUUGGCCAGUCGUCGGUUUCACACCUCAUCUGCUGUCACACCCACCAACUUUGCAUUACCCAUGACUUCAGGGGAAUCCACCACCUUGCCCCAAGCCACCAGGCCAAAGGUCAUGGAUACUAAUUUGCCCCGACCAACAUUGACCUAUCUCAGUGGUGAAUCUAAGCUUCCUCAGAAGGCUGCUAGGAGGUCUGUGUCUGCCGAUGUCUACAUGUAUGAUGCUUCGGAGGAAGAAGAUGAGAUUGGCUUUGCUGAUCCUGUUCAGGAUGAUCUUUAUGCUCGUAAAGUGGGUCUGACAGAAGCCCAGCCCAUUUCCACUGUACACUAUGAUAAAUUUCUCCCAAAGUUCUGGACACCAGCGGAAGACAUGCAUGUGCAGAAAAUCAAACUGGGAUCCCAGCGUCGUCCCUGGUACAGAAAGAUCCAGGGCUUCAGCCAGAAGAAGUCUGGUUCAUCCUCAGAGGACUCUGACUGCGAUGUCAGUUCCCAGCUCUGUGUGUCCUCUACCUCUCAUUCUGAAACUCUUUCCCCACAUGCACAAACCUCAGCACAGCUCAGUCCCAUCACUUCCAGUCCUACACCACAGCCACUCAUGCUCACUCACCAGCCCCCUGGAGCCCAAAGAUUUCAGCUUCCUGAUUUCUUGCCCAGUCUCCACCCCACUUCAGGUCCAAGACUCAUUAAGUGCAAGAGACACCCACUGUUAGGGCGGGAACACCCUAAUGAUCCUUACAAUGUAUCUGAGGACAUUCUCCCUGAUUUGGAAAAUGAUGACAUGUUUAGCCGUCGCACAUGUGCCUUCAAUUCUAACAUUGAGAUGGCCAGGAUAAAAUAUGGGGGUCUACUUACUUCACAUCACCGGUCUGAACCGUGUAUUAGAGUGGUCACUCAACACAGCAAAGACAAAUCUAUUUACCCUGACAUUGAGAAAGACGACGUGGUCACUCGCAGGUUACGGCAACAGUCUACACUGCGACCACUUUCAGGAGCACCUGAUAAUUAUCACCCUGUGCCUAUUCCUGAGCCCUGGACCCUGCCACAAAAACUUCAGGCCAAGGUUUCUGCCCUGUGCACCCCAGUACACGUGACUGCCCAGGUGCAUGCCGAACAAAAGGUGGACGCAACCCGAAAAACGGAUGAUAUGCUAGUUAGGAAGCUUGGAAUUGCACAUGUCCAGAAUCCUACUGAGUAUUCCCAGAGGACAGUUGGAACUCAAACAGGUCCAAGUGUACCUUCAUCCUGCAGUGAAGAGGAUCUGCAAAAAUGGCAGGCCAUCAGAGAGGCCAGUCGCCUAAGAUAUAUGAAGAGGCUAAUGGUGGAGAGACAGUUGCAAAAGAACUCAGAUAGUGAUGGGUCUAAAUCAUUGAGUGAGCUCCCUAUUGAGCAGGCAGUCCAAAGUGUUCGUGUUGAGGAUCUGCAGAAAUUCCGUGCACAGGUGAAGGAAAGUGAAGACAAGUGGCAGGAUGAUCUUACUAAAUGGAAAAACAGGCGCAGGAGUGUUAACUUGGAUAUCAUGAAGAAGAAAGAAGAGAGAGAGCAAGUCGAGAUACUUACUUCAGGCAGCAGCACCAGAAAAUCAAAGACCUUCAAGGAAAUGGAAGAGGAGAGGGAAAACAAAGAGCCAGGCUACAAAAGUCGCUUUGCUAAGUUCUCCACUUCUGACGACCAGGAUGUCUUUGAUGAGCCAACACCCAAGACCAGGGUUUUACCAAACCGCAGCUAUACCAUUGAUGAUCCCUACAGUUUCAGUCGAUCUAAAAUACGCUCUCUGCCCAGCUUAAUAGAUGAUGAACCUGAGGAUUUCAGCUUGCCAUCAGAUGAUGUAGAUGCUCCAUCCAGUCCUGUGCCGUCCAGCUUAGGGAGCACUCAAUAUACAAGUCAAGAAAAACAAACUAGUAUCUCCAGCAGGCAGAACCUUCUGGAUGAUCCAGUUCCAACCAGUGUCACCAGCAAACCAAGUCUACUAGAACCCACCAGCAACACUCGGUCAAGUCACACCAGCACCGUCAUCAGCAGUCCUGCCCUGGAGGCCAACAGCACCUCAAAACCAAUUACAAAAUCCAGCAACUCUGUUAGGCCUGUGCCUGUACCUAGGCAAGACCAAAGUCAGACUUCCAAGUAUAAACCAGUCUCAGCAGAAACAAAGCAACCCAUUGCACCUCAGGUUUCUGCCUCACUCCCUAGGAGCUACCAGAGAUCAGAUAGUGCACGGAUCACUUCUGUCAUCACUCCCAGACCAUUUGGUGCCUCAAGUGCCAAAGUUGCCUCGCUGCCUCGUCCCUAUAUGGUGGAGGACUCUCAGAAGCGCUUAAAUGGUGAGAGCAGUAAGCCUACAACAGUUCCAAUCCGUUAUACACCAUUUGUUAAAGAAGAUGAGGAUAAAUCCCGCACCAGUUUAACACAAAGCAGUAAUGAGGAUGAAGAAGAGCAAGUGGUCCCCCCUACACUGUCAUCCAUCACUCCAGUCAGCCGUGUAGCCCCACAACCUAAAGCUGUGUCUCCUGUCAACAACAAACAGCAGGAAAGCUACCGUGAAAUGAGGAUUAGCCUGAGCCAGAAACCCAACAGCAGUCAUGACUUUGGCUUUCAGACUAACUGGGACUCCACAGGGGCCAUUGUGAAAUCUGUCCAGCAAGGCAGUCCAGCAGAGCUGUGCCACCUGCAGGUCGGGGAUAAGAUCUUGGCAGUUAAUGGGCAGAAGGUGGCAGACAUGAGCUAUCUGCAGUGGAAAAGGAGCAUGGAUGAAGCACUGCAGGAGGGUAGCCUUUUUAUGGACAUUCACAGACAGGGAAAGGACAAUUGGGGCAAAGACCUACCUUCCCUUCCAUUUAAAAGCCGUAAGGUCAUCAAUCUCACCAGUGCGGAUUCUCUAGGUUUCUCUGGGCCAUAUGCCAACGUGAGCCUGGACUUCACCACACGCCCAACCAUGGAUCCCACUGUGAAAACUCUGAAUGUCAGCUCCCAGCCGAUCAAUAGUCUUUCUUCCAAUGGCAUUAAUGGUGGAAUCAAUGAGGAACCAGUGAUUCUGAGAAACAAAGAACCCAUUUCUUUAAAAAACCUCAAAAGGAGAUCGGAGUUUUUUGAACAAGGUGGCUCUGAAAACCACAUAUCAGAUCUGCCAGUUCCCUCUCUCUCCACUUCUUCUACUCGCUGGUCCUGGGACCCAGAGGAAGAGCGCAGACGACAGGAGAAAUGGCAAAAAGAGCAAGAGCGCCAGCUUCAGGAAAAGUAUAGACGAGAUCAAGAAAAGCUGGAGGAGGAGUUUAAAAAAGCUCAGCAAGAAGCUGUUAAAGAAGGCACAAAACAAGAGGACAUGAGGAACCUUGAGCUGCAGCAGGAGGCCUCGAGACUGGCCAUCAAAGAGGAAGAGGAGAGGAGGAGGAGGAGCAGAGAGGAGGAGACGAAAAGAAAGGAAGAGCAGGCGCGCCUUGAAGUGGAGAGAAAAAAAAGGGAGGAACAGGAGCGUCUUGAAGAGGAGAGGAAAAGAAAGGAGGAGCAGAAACGACUGGAAGAGAAGAGAAAAAAGGAAGAAGAGGAGUUUAAACAGAAGGAGGAGGAAAAGAGGAGGAGAGAGGAAGAGGCAUUAAAACUGCAGAGAAAAAAAGAGGAAGAGGAGGAAAGGAGGCAAGAGGCCCAGUGGAGACUUCAGGCAAAUGAUGCAGAGUAUACUUUCCCUGAGCUAACCUACUCACACAGGGCCAAGUCCAAAUCUACUCCAGAAUUGGAUGACACAGAAAAAACUGAUAUUAAAGGUGUGUAUAGCAGGCACCGGGGUCUGGCGGGAUGGCUUCUGGAGGAAGAGUUACGAAGGAAGAAAGAUCCACAUAUCCUAAGACAGCAGGCUGCAUCUGAGCUGGAACUGGAGAGGAGAAACAUCCUUAGUGCUAUGAGAUACAGUAAUCCAGAGAGAGGAGCAAGCAGUGGUGAGAGCUCUUUGAUUAGGGCCAGCCAGAAUAAGAAAGAACCACUAUCAAAGGCUGAAGCUGAAAGGCAGCAGGUCAUUCAGGACAUGAAGAAAAAAACUACAAUGCUGACAGACAGCUGCUGGAUUCGUCAAAGUACCGUCACUAGUACAGAAAAAGAGCCAAUCACCCUUCCCAUGAGGAGAGGUGAGUCUCUAGACAACCUGGACAUAAAAACAAGCCGUCCUUCCUGGAGGUCAUCAUGGACUCCGGCCAGCACUUCGUCUAUCUCAGAUUAUAGCCGUCCUUAUAGCGGCUCUUCUUCAAUCCAAAGUGAACGUCCAGGUGCUGCCACACUGCCUUCAUAUCAAUCUCAUAGGCCAUCGUUGCCCCAGUCCACAUCCACCACCUCCACAUAUUCUGAGAAUCAGCCAUCCUCACAAAACAGGUCAGUCAGUGGCAAGAAAAUGUGUACUUACUGUGAUAAACCACUGGGUAAAGGAGCAGCAAUGAUCAUUGAGUCCCUGGGGAUCUGUUAUCAUUUACAAUGCUUUAAGUGCAUUCAAUGCAAAACUGACCUUGGCGGCUCAGAAAGUGGAGCUGAAGUCAGGAUACGAAAUAAACAGCUCUUCUGUAACUCCUGCUAUUUGCAAAUCAAAACUGGGCAGCCCACUUCCAUGUGACCUCUUUGGAUUACAGCAGAUUGAGGAAGAACCUGGUCCAGAUACAUGUACCAUGAACACUAUAAUUAAAGUUACACAUUUUAACAACAUUAUGGGAUGGCAGUAAAGAUUACACAAUAAACAUCUGUGCUUUAUUUUUGCUUAUUAAUGUGGGAGAGGUAAAGGUAUAUGUUUCCAAAAAAAGUAUUACUGACUAUUCUUGCACAAAGUACAAGGGACAUGAAUUUACUUAGAAGCUAGCAAUAUAUUGGAAAUAAUUAGCACUGUGUUCUUCACACAUGGAAGCUUUGGAUAAUUUGUCAUGAUGGACAAAAAGCAGGAAGGCCUAUUUUGUAGAUAGAAUCUGCUGGGUUUUUUUUUUUUUCUUCAUCGCUUUCAAAGUCUAUCUUCAUCAGAAUUCUGCAUGUUAUGGUGUGUUGACAAAUAUUCUGUCAUCUAUUCAUCAUUUUGCCUUUAUGUUUGUGAUGGGGGAAAGAUGAUUUAGAAUAACUAUGUUAAGAAUAUAUUUAAAAGUGUCAUGGUUGUAGGAAGAGUGUGUUAGAGUCAAUUUAUCAAAACAUCAGAAUAAGAUUUUCCACAAAGUAAAAUAAUCAGAUACAUAGAAAAGUAAUUGUAUUUACCAAUAUUUCUAAAUAAAGUUACAAAACCAAAA
Silurus meridionalis is the source of this 6252-nucleotide messenger RNA. It is a transcript of the gene lmo7a, whose product is annotated as LIM domain 7a. Gene Ontology annotation, molecular function: protein binding. The transcript has 30 exons. Gene Ontology annotation, biological process: regulation of cell adhesion; regulation of signaling. NCBI's taxonomy places the organism in Eukaryota, Metazoa, Chordata, Actinopteri, Siluriformes, Siluridae. The record is from RefSeq and is a predicted model, not a curated record. The coding region runs from base 678 to 5600 and encodes 1640 amino acids.